Hydatigera taeniaeformis is the source of this 441-nucleotide messenger RNA. Lineage: Eukaryota; Metazoa; Platyhelminthes; Cestoda; Cyclophyllidea; Taeniidae. The record is from the annotation of a GenBank genome assembly.
AUGGCUGAGCAGAUUGAGCGUGCCUUUCAGAAGCAGAAACUUUUAGGUAAAAAGGGGUCACGUUAUUACAAAUCCAUUGGCCUUGGAUAUAAAACCCCCAAAGAAGCUAUUUUCGGCACCUACAUUGACAAGAAAUGUCCCUUCACUAGUGACGUCACAAUUCGCGGUCGUAUUCUCACUGGGACCGUUCGUAAGAUGAAGAUGAAUCGUACCAUCGUAAUUCGUCGUGACUAUAUGAAGUAUGUCAGGAAGUACAAGCGUUUUGAGAAGCGACACAAGAAUAUGUCUGUCCAUAUGUCUCCGUGCUUUCGUGACGUUCAAAUUGGCGAUACUGUAACUUGCGGUGAAUGCAGGCCCCUCAGCAAGACCGUGAGCUACAAUGUCAUCAAAGUGUCGAAAGCAAGUGGCUACAAGUCGAAGAAGGGAUUCAACAAAUUCUAA